This is a messenger RNA of Phytomonas sp. Hart1, 2928 nucleotides long. Lineage: Eukaryota; Euglenozoa; Kinetoplastea; Trypanosomatida; Trypanosomatidae. The record is from the annotation of a GenBank genome assembly.
AUGUCCGUGGCCGAAUCUUUUCUCCGCGGGGGAACUCCCAGCACUUCGAUCCAGACCUUCCCGCUUGACCUCAGCACGCCGUAUGAGGCCUGGUGUUGGGUCCUGGUCUUUCCCCGACGCUGGCAUUUCGACCCGCCAACCCGCGUCGUCGCGGCGCCGGUCUUUCACCUGCUGUUUGGACGGCCCAGCCCGCUCGCCUUGGGUGCCGCGGCGCCCUCCUGGCAUUUAUUGUACGCCACCGUGCAGGCAAACCCAAGCCGUGAGACGGUCGUGCGGUCCUUUAAGGCGGGGUGGGAGAAGCUGCCGAGUGGGCUGCGGGCCCACAUCACGUCCCUCGCGCUCGUGGCGGUCCUCAACGGGCAGACCCACCAGAGGCUGGAUCUGUUCAGUUCGGAUCGGUGGGCGCAGAUCGCGGAGGGGGUGCGUCGCGACGUCAAGCAGGCAUCAGGAGCCGAGGCCGGGAUCGAUUUCACUGCAGCCCUGUUUAAAGACCGCCGGCUCACCUGGUGGAUGCCAUCCUCAGACGAGUCUGGUGGUAUGCGUACAACUUUGCCAGAAGAGGGAAGCCUUCCAUGGUUCCCGUUUAUGACUGAAGGCUUGUCGGGCUCCGGUGUCUUUAACGAAUUUAAUGAUCUGCUAGACCAGGUGAUUCAAUGGUUGGACACGAAGAGCUGUCUAUCCACUGAAGCAUGUGAUGAUUCCGUCCCACCUCAGGGAAAUAAUCCUCUUCUCUUUGAACUGGUUUCCCGCAUCAAUCCAGUUUUCUACCGGAUGCGAUUUACGGAGUCAGCGAAUGAGGGGAAACUAUCAGUUUCAAAAUCCAGCCUUACAGACUUCGAACGCACUCUAGAGAUCCCAGAUCCUGAGGGCUUGACAGGGGUCGCGAAGCUCAAAGCACAGCGAGAUGCAAAUAAGAAGGCCUUAAAGUUAUCCAAAGGAGAGGGUACUUUUUUUUCUGUACCCGAACCACCCAGUGAUCCUCGAAGGAUCACCAAGGACACAUCUAAGACUGAGAUGACAGCUGUGGCAAAGGGUGAAGUGAAGCCCGUUGGUGCUAACACACGACCAUUCCGACACGCUUUUCUCUUCCAAAGUAUUCCUAAAGAUGAAAACGCAUCGAACGGUGAUUACCGGGAGGUAGGCUCCAUCAAACCGCAUCCUAUAGGUGCCGUGCUUCAUCUCUAUCAGGAUAUCGGUGAUGCGCUUUACGUGAUGGAUGAAUUCAACAAUGAUGGGCUGAUGAAUUUUGAUUGUGAUAGCUAUUUGCCAGAUGAAGGGGAGGUUCUGGUACAGUUGGGGCCCGUAGAGGGGAUACCAUUUGAUGAUAUCGACGCUCUUUUAGAUUUCCAUCAUUCCGUCUCUUCGAAUCAUGGCCAUCACGAUAACGAAUCGCCGAGGUAUCCGCGCGUGAAGGUUGAGGGAUCUUGUAGCGAUUUAGUCUUUCCUCGUGUUACUUACCGUUUACCAAGCGAGAAAACGACCAAGUUAAAUCCCAUCGCAAGAAACCAAUCCUUGGUUGUGGAGCAGAGUCCUACAUCUGAGAUGAUGCUCGCCGCGUUCGCUGCACUAGAAUUCAUCGCCGAUCACAUUGUAGAUUUUCACGCCCGCUAUGGUUGGCGGAUUGGGGUGGGUGAAAAAGGGUACACCAUGACCGAACUUCCACACUUAACCUUACCGCUUUCCGUACAGCACCCAUUCCGUCGUUGUGCAUGUUGUGGCAGACGCCGAGAAAAACUACUUCGCUGUGGUGGGUGUAAAGUAAUAUGGUACUGCGGCCUCAAACAUCAGGCAUUGGAAUGGAAAAGCGGGAAGCAUAAAGUGGAAUGUGCGCUAUGGCGGAAAAACAGGGAGGACACCGCACAAACCUUCCGGCCACUGCUAACUGCGGCGCGUCUGGAGAAAGCAAAAGGUGAGGUACUGCGCACGGCUGGAUGGUCAUGCGCGGUAGCCACCCUUGAGUACCUUUCCCUCAAAGCGGAUUAUUUUAUUAGUAGUGAAGGAAAUAACCUAAAGCAGACACCCGCGUCUUUGUCAUUAGAACCGCUUUAUGUCCACGUUAUCGGUGUGGAUAGCGAUUGGGUAAAGGACUUUGUUCAUGUCAUGGGUGCGAAAGUAAGAGGCUUUCUUGCGUCGUCCUUUGGGACGACACGAUAUCAAUUGCGGCUUAUGGUUUUCACAAAUACAUCGGCUUCCGUCCCAAACUCAUCCAUCCACAACAACGUGUUUGGUGUACCUUCGCUCAAGGCAACGGAACGAAUAACGCCGGGAGGGGAUGCAAUGGCGGCUGCUAAUGAGGCCGCUAAUCCCGCCAAUGGGACUCUGGAAAAUGAAGAGGUGAUUUUGGUGGAGCCCACCUACGUGGUUGGAGACGUGUGGCAUGUUGAGGCUGGGGAGUUUUCAACCUUCGCGCAGCAGGCGGCCAUGCUGAUUCGAAUCUGCGAUUGUAAAUAUCAUUCACACCCAUUGGUGGAAAGCGCGACGAAUGGCUUGCCCGCCUCUAACCCUUACGGGGAUGCAGAAUCCCAGGCGGCGGCGGUAAUCAACUUCGGACCCACCAAUGGGGAUGGUCUGAACUUCUUCAGCGGAGUCUUGGAGACCUGCGCGAGGUCAAUGGUAGGCUACGUGCCGAUACGUUUCGUGGAAAGUUCUUUAGUGGGGGUUUACCGCACUGCACAAGCAUUGCUGGCUCGACUGGACACGCGAGAGGAUAAACCAGGCGUCUGUGCGCUUCGUAUCCUGAAGGCAGCUAUGCUUGAUAUCAACCUGAAAAAGACUGAUGGGGAAGAACGGGGUCUUUUCUGUUUCAAUGAACAGAGUGCUUGCCUCUAUCCGCCCCUUUUAUCAGAGUACCAUAACAAAACAACAGGUGAUGAAGAUGAACAAUUGAUUUUUAUUAAUUCCUACUAUUUCGAUGUUGGCACUUUCUAG